Paramecium octaurelia is the source of this 857-nucleotide messenger RNA. The record is from the annotation of a GenBank genome assembly. NCBI's taxonomy places the organism in Eukaryota, Ciliophora, Oligohymenophorea, Peniculida, Parameciidae.
AUGAAGUUUUCAUCAUCUUAGAUAAUGAGCAAUUCAUAAGUAAGAUCGGAGUCACCAUCAUUCUAAAAAAUGUAAGCAUUAGCAGAUAAAUGGACUUAAUUAAAAGCAGGAAUAGAUAGAGAUAAAUUUGAAAAAAAAGAAAUUAUUGAUGCAUCUCUCUAAAAGAUUGAUAGUUUAUUAAAUUACGAUAAAAUUAAGGAUGAGGAUAGGUUUAAAGUAUAUCAUAAUAUAUUUCAAUAGACACUCAAAGAAUAGAUUUUAAAACUUAGUGAUCAGAUUAAUAAUGAAAAAUUUGGGAAAGAACAUUAUGCUCGUUAUUAAGAAUAGUUAUAAUAAUUCGAAGACUUAAUUAACAAAUAAUUGGAUGACGAAAAAAAUGUACAUAUACCUAUGAAAUUAAAUAGAGUAAGAGAAGAGUAGAAAUGUAGCUCUUAAAAUAAAUAGAAGAUAGGUUUGAUACAGUUCAUGGAAUGCUUGAAAAAAAUAAUUCAGUUUAUUAUGAUAAGCUCAAUAGAUAAAUAGGAGAUGUAAGCAAUCAAUUAAAGGAUCUAAGAUAUACAAUCGAAAAUGAACAACAAACAAGGUAUUAAUAAGUGACAUAUUAAAGAUCUGACUCACAGGCACACUUAAUAGAAUAAAUGGAUCUAGAGUUAAAUAAAUUUUAGGAAAUGAUGUCUAUUGAAAGAUCAGUAAGAGAGGAAACUGAGAAAAAGAUAUUUUCAAUGAUAGAAGAAGUACAUUAGAAGAUUCAAACAGAAAUUUAGGUUGAAAGGCAGCAGAAAGAAAAGUCUCACGAAAGCAUUCUAAAAUUAUUAGAAUAAACUUGCAUGAAAAUAGAUGAAAGUUUUAAUUAAUGA